Messenger RNA from Acanthopagrus latus (yellowfin seabream), 7726 nucleotides. RefSeq names its product protein tyrosine phosphatase receptor type K (gene ptprk). The record is from RefSeq and is a predicted model, not a curated record. Gene Ontology annotation, molecular function: protein binding; protein tyrosine phosphatase activity. The transcript is spliced from 42 exons. Bases 278 to 4798 code for a protein of 1506 amino acids. Gene Ontology annotation, cellular component: membrane. Lineage: Eukaryota; Metazoa; Chordata; Actinopteri; Spariformes; Sparidae. Gene Ontology annotation, biological process: protein dephosphorylation.
CCUCCGCGUGAAACAAAGUGUGGUGUCCGCGCGAGAGAGCCCGCUGGAAGCGAAAAAGACAGAAACCCGGAGAAAGGAGAGUAUGGAGCGGCUGAACCGCCGACAACAGGAGGAAUAACGCACUGAAGAGAGAGCCAGAGGAGACCCGAAGACGGGGGAGAAGAGGACGGAGCAGCAGGGGAGGAGGGAAAAAAAGGAAGAAAAAAAGAAAACUUUUCGGGGUCGGGGAGGGGGGGAAACUGUUCCGGACUGCGAGCGCACGGCCACGUUUGAAAACAUGGAUACACUUUUCUCUGUGCUCCCGGGACUCCUGUUUCUCCUGUCGGCAGUUGGAGACGUCUCCGGUCAGAUACCGACAGCUCACAUGGGGCGUGCCGAGAAGGGGAGCUGUACGUUUGAUGAGGGCUUCUCUCAGUGUGAUUACCAGCAGGAUCCCUAUGAUGACUUUGACUGGACGCACAUCAACACACAGGAAGUGCCGUAUGUCUCACCAGACCUCCCACAAGGUUCUUACAUGUACGUGGAUGUCUCUCAGUAUGAUCCUGGGGAGAAGGCCAGGUUUCAGCUCCCAGUUAUGAAGGAGAACGACACUCACUGUAUCGACUUCAACUAUCUGCUCACCAGCCCUGACGGCUCCAGCCCUGGCACCCUCAACGUCCUGGUUAAGGUAAACAAGGGUCCAUUGGCCAACCCUAUAUGGAACGUGACCUCCUACACUGGUAAAGACUGGCUGAAAGCGGAACUCGCCGUCUCCACCUUUUGGCCAAAUGAAUAUCAGGUCAUAUUCGAAGCCGAGGUUUCGGACAGCAAGGCCGGCUUCAUCGCCAUUGACGACAUUCAGGUGCUCAGCUACCCGUGCGAUAAAUCCCCUCAUUUCCUGCGUCUUGGGGAUGUGGAGGUGAAUGCCGGACAGAAUGCCACAUUUCAGUGCAUCGCUACAGGACGGGACACAUCGAACAAUAAACUCUGGCUACAGAGGAGAAAUGGAGAGGAUAUCCCUGUGGCUCUGACCAAAAACAUCAACCACAGACGGUUCGCAGCCUCCUUCCACCUCAAAGAAGUCACUAAUCAGGACCAAGAUCUGUACCGCUGCGUCACCCAAUCAGAGCGCGGCUCCGGGGUGUCUAACUUUGCGGGGCUAAUUGUCAGAGAGCCCCCGCACCCCAUCGCUCCUCCCCAGCUGCUAGGCGUCGGCCCAACAUAUCUGCUCAUUCAGCUGAAUGCUAACUCCAUAUUUGGGGACGGACCUAUUAUCCUGAAAGAGGUUGAGUACCGGAUGACAUCAGGCAGCUGGACGGAGACUCAUGCUGUGAACUCUCCAAACUAUAAGUUAUGGCAUCUUGACCCGGACACAGAGUACGAGAUCAGAGUGUUACUAACCAGACCAGGAGAGGGAGGGACAGGCAAAGCUGGACCACCACUCAUCACCCGGACCAAAUGUGCAGAACCCAUGCGGACCCCAAAGCGGCUGAAGAUCGCUGAGACCAGGUCACGUCUGAUAGCGGUGGACUGGGAGUCGUUAGGUUACAACAUCACUCGCUGUCACACCUUUAACGUCACCAUCUGCUACCAUUACAUGACCGCCAGCAACCGCAGCAAAAGCGACUGCUUGGACAUGGACCCUAAAGCACCACGCCACCUGGUGGGAAACCUGCCACCCUACACCAACGUCAGUCUCAAGAUGAUUCUGACCAAUCCGGAGGGACGGAAAGAGAGCGACGAGACCAUCAUACAAACGGAUGAAGACGUUCCAGGCGCAGUUCCCAGUCAGUCAGUAAGAGCCACUCCAUUUGAAGACAGAAUCCUUCUUUACUGGAAGGAACCGUCUGAACCCAAUGGAGUCAUCAUACAAUACGAGAUCAGCUACAGCGGCGUCCGAUCAUUUGACCCUUCAGUGCCUCUCCAGCGGCCGGGACUCACAGUGUCUCUGCCCUCAAACGCCACCCAUCACCUGUUCUCCCAGCUCCACCCAGGUGUCACGUACCAGCUCUCUAUACGUGCAUCCACCUCCAAAGGGUUCGGUCCUGCAACCACGCUCAAUGUGACCACUAACAUUUCAGCCCCAACAAUCGAUGAGUACGAUGGGUCAGAAGCCUUCCUGAAUGAAACUGCAACAACCAUCACUGUCCUGCUCAAACCUGCCCAAGCCAAAGGAGCACCUAUCAGUGCAUACCAGAUUGUAGUUGAGGAGGUGAAUCCUCAGCGGACACGUCGUCAAGCUUCCUCUGACUGUUACGAGGUCCCAGUUUCCUACCACAGUGCGUCUAGCGGUGGAUCUCCAUAUUAUUAUGCCGCCCAGCUGUCCCCAAGCAACCUGCCUGAGCCGCUCCCCUUCACUGUGGGAGACAACAAGACAUAUCAGGGUUUCUGGAAUCCUCCAUUGGCUCCGAGGAAGAACUACAACAUCUACCUUCAAGCUGUGAGCAGCACAGAAAGGGAAACAAAGACACAGUGUUUGAGGCUGGCGACUAAAGGUGCUACAGAGGAGCCUGAAGUCAUCCCUGAUCCCGCUAAACAGACUGAUCGGGUGGUGAAGAUCGCUGGGAUCAGUGCCGGUGUCCUUGUCUUCAUACUGCUGGUGCUGGUAGCCAUCCUAUUGGUCAAGAAGAGGAGGACCUACUAUUCAUACUCUUAUUACCUGAAACUGGCUAAAAAACGCAAAGACGCCAUCGGAACGACUCGGCAGGAAAUGACUCACAUGGUGAAUGCCAUGGAUCGCAGCUAUGCAGACCAGAGCACUCUGCAUGGAGAAGAUCCCAUGGCUGUGACAUUCAUGGACUCUCACAACUACAACAACAGAUUGCCCAACGAUCCUCUGGUUCCUACUGCUGUGCUAGUUCCAAUCACAGAUGAGAACCACAGUGCCUCUGCAGCAGAGAACAGCAGACUUCUGGAUGUUCCUCGGUAUCACUGUGAAGGAACUGAGUCUCCGUAUCAGACGGGACAGCUCCACCCCGCCAUCAGAGUGGCCGACCUCCUGCAGCACAUCAACCUGAUGAAAACAUCGGACAGCUACGGCUUCAAGGAGGAGUACGAAUUGGUGAUACAGAGCUUCUUCGAGGGCCAGUCGGCCUCCUGGGAUGUUGCCAAGAAGGAGCAGAACCGCACCAAGAACCGCUAUGGAAACAUUAUAGCAUAUGAUCACUCAAGGGUUAUCCUCCAGCCCAUAGAAGACGACCCCUCCUCCGACUACAUCAACGCCAACUACAUCGAUGUAAGUGGAAACGCAUCGAAUGCUACUAUUGGCUCCCAACGAAACCAACGAAACCACACUCCCUCGCUCAUUUGGCUGUACAGGGAUGGCUACCAGAGACCGAGUCACUACAUUGCUACUCAAGGUCCUGUUCAUGAGACGGUGUACGACUUCUGGAGGAUGGUGUGGCAAGAACAGUCAGCCUGCAUCGUCAUGGUAACCAAUCUGGUGGAGGUCGGGAGGGUUAAGUGCUAUAAGUAUUGGCCCGAUGAUGCCGAGGUGUACGGAGACUUCAAGGUGACGUUUGUGGAGGUUGAACCUUUGGCUGAAUAUGUGGUUCGCACAUUCACACUGGAAAGGCGUGGUUUCAACGAGGUGAGGGAAGUCAAGCAGUUCCACUUCACGGGCUGGCCUGAUCACGGAGUCCCGUAUCACGCCACAGGCCUACUCUCCUUCAUCCGCAGAGUGAAAAUCUCCAAUCCACCCUCUGCUGGGCCCAUUGUGGUCCACUGCAGUGCUGGAGCGGGUCGUACAGGCUGUUUCAUAGUCAUCGACAUCAUGUUGGACAUGGCGGAGAGAGAAGGAGUGGUCGACAUCUACAACUGUGUGAAGGCUCUUCGCUCCAGAAGGAUCAACAUGGUACAGACUGAGGAGCAGUACAUAUUCAUCCAUGAUGCCAUUCUAGAGGCUUGUCUAUGUGGAGAAACAGCCAUACCAGUGUGCGAGUUCAAAGCUGCUUUUUAUGAGCUGAUCCGCAUCGACUCGCAGACCAACUCGUCACAUCUGAAGGAUGAGUUCCAGACAUUAAACUCGGUGACUCCUCAGCCUCAGCCUGAGGACUGCAGCAUCGCAUUGUUGCCUAGAAACCAAGAUAAGAACCGCUUUAUGGAUGGCCUUCCUCCUGACAGAUGCCUUCCCUUCCUCAUCACAAUAGACGGAGAAAGCAGCAACUACAUCAACGCCGCUCUGAUGGAUCUGUCAGAAGAGUUCCAGAGCUACAGACAGCCUGCUGCAUUCAUUGUUACCCAGCAUCCUCUGCCCAACACCGUCAAAGACUUUUGGCGUCUGGUUUAUGACUAUGGAUGUACCAGUUUGGUGAUGCUGAAUGAGAUCGACCUGGCUCAGGGUUGUCCCCAGUACUGGCCAGAGGAGGGCAUGCUGCGUUACGGUCCAGUCCAGGUGGAAUGUAUGUCCUGCUCAAUGGACUGUGAUGUUAUCAGCAGACUCUUCAGAGUCUGCAACCUCACCAGGCCUCAGGAGGGCUACCUGAUGGUUCGUCAGUUCCAGUACCUGGGGUGGGCGGGGCAUAGAGAAGUCCCCGCCUCCAAGCGCUCCUUCCUCAAACUGAUCCUGCAGGUGGACCAGUGGCAGCGUGAAGGAGAGGAGGGCGAGGGAAGAACCAUCGUCCACUGUCUAAAUGGAGGUGGGCGCAGCGGAGUUUUCUGUGCCAGCAGCAUCGUGUGCGAGAUGGCUAAGAGACAGAGUGUGGUGGAUGUUUUCCACGCUGUGAAGACUUUGAGGAACAGCAAACCCAACAUGGUGGAUACUCCGGAACAGUAUCGGUUCUGCUACGACCUGGCGCUGGAGUUCAUCGAGUCCUCCUAAACGAAGGAAAGAAGUGGAGGAGGAGGUGAAGAAGAGCAGAACAUCUGUUCACUUCCUGCGUGUUUGAUCCUUCGCUUUGGCUUGGUCCCGACUCCCCUCUGUGGUGGCCGUUCUGUAGCACCCGUUUUGCAUCCCUACGAAUGGCUCAAGUGAAACCGGCUCCUCCUGCAGUGUUGUAAAGUAUCCAAACAAAGGGAAAAAUUCAGACUUGAACAGGAGGAGCUGCUGGAGGCGCAGCACGGGGGGAGGCUCCUUUUACUCCUUUACGCUUAUUGUACAGCUUUUUGAGUGCCAGCGGGCCCCUGUAUGUUCCGGGCCCCAUUUAAAUGUUUAGCGUCUCACCACAGCCCCUCUCACAUGAACUCGAUGCCUCGCUGUUUCAGCUGCAGUACUCAGUGUGCACUGUAGAUGUCGCCCUCGCCCGUUUUGCAAGCUGCAACCACAGCUUUUUGAAUAACUGCAAGUUUUCAGUGGCUUCGCAUUCCUGCUCUUACGCUAGUUUCAGAGUAACUUAACAGUGUUGGGCAUCUCAUCAUGGUUGUGUUUGAAUAUUUACAGCCGGUACUUUUGUACACGAACAAGAAACUUAAAGUUGCAGCCUGGCCAACCUCUGUGAAUGCUUCUGUUUUCUACUCCAUAACAUCAGCAGCGGCGUCAUGUUGUUUUUCUGGUCAUUUCAGUGAACUCUGAUUUAGAACAUCAUUAUGUGUUGAAGUUCUUUAAAAGCCACUUUGAACCCAUUUUACUUUGGUUACAUGCAGCAGAUUGUCAGAUGACAGAAUAGAAAUUAACCUCAGUGUCAAUAUAACUUUGCUGAUUUGAUAAAGUAGCGUGACAAUGAACAAAAAAACAGAGCGUUUACAAGGGGAGUGUUAGCCUUUUAGAUUUACAUUUAUUUUUAAUAUCAUGAAGUGGCAACUUGAAAAAUGUGUAGUUUCACUAAAACGUGUGUUGUGUGUCAUUGUUUAUGUUUCGUGCAGAGUUGAUUUUCUCUGCUUUCAUUGCGUCAUUUACUGAUCUACUGGAUAGAAGUUUUUGAAGUCUUCUUUGUACCCUAAAUUGUAAGGAGAAAAAAAAAAGUGAACACUGAACACUUGAGAUUUUGUUCAACCAUGUUACAUUAGCAUAAUCAUGUUUGUUUCAGGGCUGGGCCCAAUGCACUUUCAAUUCAGCCGAUUCACAAGUGGGAUCUUUUUAUUUCAAAACAGCAAACAAAUUUGUGGUUGAAGACUGAGAAUGAAUAACUCUUCACGAUUGGAUGAAUUACAGAAUUGAAAGUGAACUGACCCCGGGCCUCAUUUGUUUUUCGUGCACUGGUGGCCAACACUUUUUCCCCCUUUUUUUUUUUUUUGUUUUUUUAUUAUUAUUUUGUAGCUGAUGUUUAUUCAUAAGCCAAAGACUUUGUGUAAAUAUGUCUAUAUGGAUAAAGCACAUUGUUUGUAUUUAUUGUUUGUUUACUUGCAUUGCUUGUAAGAACAAUCAUUCUUCAUUCCAUGUUUACUCUCCCACCAGCGCUUCUUAAACUGCGGGCCGGGACGCAAAAUGAGCUGUUUCCUCUGUGCAGUGUUGAGAGCAGAGUGUUGGCGUGAUUUUGGGUCCCUGAGGUCAGAAGCAACAUCAGCUCAGGUUGUGUCCAUGAAGAGAAGUUUAUGAAGCCCUGAGAGAAGCUGUAUAUUAAAAGCAUUAGAAGUAGUUUUUCAGUAUUUAGGUGGAAUUCAGUAGUAUUGUCUUGUUUUCACUUAAUGAAACUCUGUGAUGUUACCGUGGUUUAUUUGUGUAAAGAAACCCCAUUGCUCUGUUUGUGGUCAGUAGAACUUGAGUGCAUUAAAACAUGCACAGAGUAUUUUGGAUAAUAGCGCCGAUCCCUCUUAACGUCUUAGUCGGGAUAAGCUGUUUAUCUUCAUCCUCGUAUCCUGCUCACUGUUACCCCUGAAAACACACGGACACGGUGGUGCAAACAGGCUCAGUGAGGGAAACAUGCAGGACUGUGAAACAACAACAAAAACAUUUAUUGUGCCUAAUCAUUUGAAUUUCCUUGUCGAUACAAGCAUUUUAGCAGCAUCGUAGACCGCAAACCAGGGCUUUUGUUGAAUGCGUUCUCAUGGACGAUCAAUGUUUUGAAUACCUUUCGGAUCAUGACUCAGUGUGUUUUAUUAAUCACAAUGCUUCAUGAAUUCUGCGUGAGGCUUUAUCGAUUACCAGAUGUGUUUCUGUUGUGCAUUCAGAAUAAUGAAAAAGAAAAAAAACAACAACUUUAUUGUAAAUAAAAUGCCAGAGGUUCCACAUAGUUGGAACGAGAGUAGCCCAGGUCUACUGUUACGGAUGAUAUUGUACAUAGACUAUCAUGAGUACCCUUAAAGGCUCUAUUGUUGGGUGAACAGUAGGGAUGUAGAUGAUGGAUGCAAUGUCAGAACUUUAGUUCUGUUGUAGAUAAAAAAAAAAAAAAAGUCAGAGAUUGUACUCCGAGAGGACUCCGCUUCAAAUUUUGACAGAUAGCAUUAUAGUUUCCACUGAAUACGGAGCUGUAUUCUGCUGGUGGAACAUCCAUUUUAUUUUUUUGCUUCAGAUUUCUGGUCUGAUCCAAAAAAUGGAGAGAACAUCCAGUGUCUUUGGUCGAACAAAAUUGAUGGCCAUCUCUAUAGCAUGCAGAGAGAGAGAGAACGGGAGAUUUAACAGAAAUUCAUUACAGCACGUGAAGAAGCUUCUUAUCGACACACUCGAGGGGGAAACGUGAGGAGCAAAUGCCGUCAAGACGCCCAGAAUUCCCCCUUAAUGAAUCUGAAGUAAUGGCCCUGGAGAGUGAUGAAUGAAGCAGAUGUCUGGAUGAGAGGCCAGUCUGAGUAUAGAAAUGAUAUUCAUGGUUCAUAAUUAUUCUUGUCUGUAAUGUUUGGCUUCUUUGCUGUAAUAAAGACCACUUCUUUAAUUAAA